This is a messenger RNA of Dovyalis caffra, 2250 nucleotides long. NCBI's taxonomy places the organism in Eukaryota, Viridiplantae, Streptophyta, Magnoliopsida, Malpighiales, Salicaceae. The record is from the annotation of a GenBank genome assembly.
AUGCAUGGUUGCUGGCUAAGUGGGCGUUCUGUCAAGGUUUUGAGCAUCUUGAAAAUGAUUGAGCCUGUAGAAAGUAAAAGCUAUUUUCUGAGGUCGCUGGCUGUGUUUCACUUAAUUUGUUUGAUCAAUUUCUCCAGUGUCGAGGCAAGAACUCGUCACAACAAAUGGGAGGUCAAAUAUGAAUACAAGUCCCCAGACUGCUAUAAGAAGCUGACUAUCACCAUAAAUGGGAGAUCUCCAGGACCUACAAUUUUUGCACAGCAAGGUGACACUGUUGUUGUUGAGCUAAAAAAUAGUUUGUGGACAGAAAAUGUCGCUAUUCACUGGCAUGGAAUCAGACAGCUUGGAACGCCAUGGAGUGAUGGCACGGCAGGGGUCACCCAGUGUCCGAUUUUACCUGGAGACACCUUUAUUUACAAGUUUGUUGUAGACAGGGCUGGGACAUACCUGUAUCAUGGGCAUUAUGGAAUGCAAAGAGCAGCUGGAUUAUAUGGAUCCAUUAUUGUAUCGCUUCCUGAUGGAGUCUCUGAACCCUUUUCCUAUGAUUACGAUCGGAGCAUAAUCUUAAAUGAUUGGUACCACGCAAGCACUAAUGAACAAGCUGCAGGCCUAUCUGCCAUACCCUUUGUUUUUGUCGGAGAGCCACAAUCACUUCUUAUAAAUGGAAGAGGAGAUUACAACUGCUCUCUUUCCACCACUUCAGGCUCUGCAGCUGGAUUUUGCAAUACAACAAAUCCUGAAUGCUCUCCUUAUUCGCUGACUGUUGUUCCUGGAAAAACAUAUCGACUGAGGAUUGGUAGCUUAACAUCCCUGUCAGCUCUUAGUUUCGAAAUCGAGGGCCAUGGCAUGACUGUUGUAGAAGCGGAUGGGAACUAUGUAGAACCAGUUGCUAUAAGAAACCUUUAUAUCUACUCUGGAGAGACAUACUCUGUGUUAGUAAAAGCUGAUCAAGAUUCUUCAAGAAAUUACUGGGCAACUAUUAAUGUAGUGAGUCGCAAACCAGCAACACCAACUGGUUUAGCCAUUUUGAACUACUAUCCAAAACAUCCACAAAAGCAUCCUCCAACAGUUCCAACCACAGGGCCUCUUUGGAAUAAUACAACAUCCAGGUUGGCUCAAAGUCUUGCAUUUAAGGCUCGCCAAGGUUUCAUUACUACCCCUCCUCUCACCUCAGAUAGAGUGAUUGUGUUUCUAAACACACAAAACAAGAUUGAUGGCUAUUUUAAAUGGUCCUUGAACAACCUCUCUCUCAUACUUCCUCAGACCCCAUACCUCAUUGCACUUAAAGAAAAUUUGACCAAUGCAUUUGAUCAAGGCCCUCCUCCUGAUGGAUAUGACUUUGCAAAUUACGACGUAUACAGCGUGGCCAAAAAUGUUAACGCUACUUCAAGCAACAGAAUAUAUAGGCUACGGUUCAAUUCAACAGUUGAUAUCAUACUCCAAAAUGCUAACACUAUGACUGUGAACAUCAGUGAGACGCAUCCCUGGCAUCUUCAUGGGCAUGAUUUUUGGGUCCUGGGGUAUGGUACAGGCAAGUAUAACAUAUCUAGUGAUUGGAGAAAAUACAAUUUGGUUAAUCCCAUUUUGAAGAACACAGCGCCUUUGCAUCCUUAUGGAUGGACUGCUUUGAGGUUUAGAGCUGAUAAUCCAGGUGUUUGGGCCUUUCACUGCCAUGUUGAGUCUCAUUUCUAUAUGGGCAUGGCUGUGGUGUUUGAAGAAGGGAUAGAGAAGGUGGGGGAGUUGCCUUCGUCUAUAAAGGGAUGUGGUGAAUCUAAAGGCUACCAUCGACCAUACGGUAGUUAUUCUUGGUCAUUAAUUUAUCAAUCAGGCUGUUCUGCUACUGCUGUAGUGGCUGUGGAAUACCUAUUCUGUAACUUGAGGAAGAGGUUCAUGAUUCUUCAAUUCUUGAAAGACUUCUGCUCUACACUUCUUGCCUCUCCAAUGUUGAUAGCAUUCCUGGUAGAUGCUUGGUUAGAAGAGGAGCUUGAUUCUCUCCGGAUCGAGUCAGUAGAAAUGGGCAGGGGAAUUUGGAAGCAAUACUUGGGGACUGCACAAGAUUUAGCACAAAGGUGGAAGAAAGAGAGACUUAAAGUCUUCAACCAUGGAGAAUUUGGCAACCAUGGAUCAACUUGUUCGCCAUCUGGUAUGUCUAGGGAUGCAAUUGAUCCAAGGAUCAACUGGGAGCCAGGACUAUCUUACCAUCUUCCAGGAAUCAGCUGCCUUCACCUCAGAGGAAGGGAGUUGAAUUAA